Molecule: messenger RNA, 1716 nt
Organism: Trichomonas vaginalis G3
Lineage: Eukaryota; Parabasalia; Trichomonadida; Trichomonadidae
Product: surface antigen family
Exons: 1
Coding region: 1-1716 (571 amino acids)
Source: RefSeq, a predicted model, not a curated record
AUGUUGUUUUUUUGCUUUUUAAAUUUGAAUUCAUGUAAAAUCUAUAACUUUAAUAUUACUGAUAAAUGGCGUGAAACUAUUAAACUAAAUCCAUGGAAUUAUAAAUUGGAAGUUUGGGGAGGGGAAGGCGCGGGUUCAAAUAAUUUCAACUGCAACGACUGUGGUGCUGGAGGUAAAGGUGGUUAUUCGGUUGGCUAUUUGAACAUUUCUACUAAAACCGAAUUAUAUAUUUAUUGUGGACGACAAGGAUAUGUGAUGAAUUCCUCUUCAGAAUAUCCUAAUUAUGGAUAUAGUAAUGGUGGACAUCUAUGCCCAUCCCUGAGGGCAAAUAAGAAUUAUUAUAUAGGAGGAAGUUCAUCAUUUAUAGUUUUGGGUGAAUUAACAUUGAUAGAAGCAGGUGGUGGUGGUGGUGCAGGAAGUAAAGGGCGAAAUGGUGGAUUCGGAGGUGGGGAAAUUGGCGGUUCUGCUGGCGGUUUAGAUUAUGGAGGUACUCAAAAUUCUUCGCACAAAGAUGGGGGAGGACAGCAAAGAUACGGUGGCUCGAUAUGGAUACCUGGUGGUUCAGGUGGAGGAGGGUAUUACGGAGGGGGUGCUUACAAAGGCAGUCAAUGUUGGGAAUCCACAAGAACGUCUAAUAUAGGAUCCGAUACAGAUGAUAUGCAAGGCCAUAGUUAUCAAGAAUUAGAAGAAGGAUAUCCAGGUUGUGGUGGAAGCGGUUAUGUUUUAACAAAAGAGAAAUAUGAAAGCCUUGAUAUAUCCAAUGGCGUUUACUUAACAGAUGCAGCAACAAUAGGAGGCAAUGAAUCAAUUAGGGAACCAGACGGAACUUAUUCUGUUGGCCAUUCAGGAUCUGGAUAUGCUAGAAUAACUCCAUACGAGAUUAAUAACUACAUUGUAUAUAGAUAUGAUGAUGCCUAUAAAGAUAGCACUGUAUUUGGAUUUCAUGAAGAAAAAUGUCUUGAAAUAGUAGAAUUCGAAGAAAGAAUCCGAGGAAAAGUUGUCACUUCUAUUGAAAAUGAAGCUUUCAAAGACAAAGAAUGCAUCAAAGAAGUGAUUUUUUCACCAAUGAUUAAAGCAAUUGGUAAUGAUGCGUUCAAAAAUUGCAAAAGUCUUAAAAAUGUAAUCUUUUCUAAUGUCGAGUCAAUAGGAAAUGGAUGCUUUGAAGGAUGCAUUAGUUUAAAUCGUAUUGAGUUUUCUCCAAAUCUCGAGUCUAUCGGUGAAUAUGGGUUUUUCAAUUGUAACUCGUUAGUAGAAGUAGUCUUUUUUCAAGCUAUAUCUAUCGGGAAAAGCUGUUUUGAGAAUUGUACAAACUUGAAAUACAUCAACAUUCCCCCACAAAUCAAAAGAAUAGGAGAAAAUUCAUUUCGAAACUGCCUGAAUCUAAAGUUCAUUCAUUUAUCAGCUCAGAUAAGUCCAAUUCCAUCAUAUUCCUUUGCAUCGACUGGUUUAGAAUACGUGAAAAUAAGUUAUAGCCAAACUGUUAUGAGCAAUGCAUUUGAUAAUUGUGCAAAUCUCCAAAAAGUCGAAUUCCUUGACUAUAGUCGAAUAAUGUCAAAUGCAUUUAGUAACUGUCCCAACAUUAAAACUAUUGUUUUUAACGAUUAUGUCACAAUGUAUGAGAUUACAUUUGGAGAAUUGAAUUCUUGCAAAGUUUACUAUAACGGCCAAAGUGAUUAUUGCUCUGAACAAACCAAAAAAGCAUUACAAAAGAUAUGA